GUACUCCACGCGGCUGUCAUGGCUCCGAACGUAAACAGAAAGUCUAAUAACGGCACAAUUAGUUUGCAGUUUUUAGCCAAAUUAACUGCAGCUACACUUUAACUGUAAUUACCAGCCGGAGAAAGAAGUGCCAGGUACUCGCAAGGUUCAAGUAGCUACAGAGUCACUUACAGGAAUCACAUGUCGGGGGGAAACAAAGCCAUCGAGUUACAGCUUCAGAUGCGGCAAAAUGCGGAGGAUCUGCACAGCCUCAUGAGGGACCUGGAGAGCUGGGAGACUGACAUAAAGAAGAAGGACGAGGAGCUGAGGACGGGAGGACUUCAGGAGGCCCAGAAGAAGCUCCCGCCUGUGCGCAACAAAGACUACAAAACAAAGAUGAGGGAAAAGAAGAAGAAAAAGACAAAGAAGGAGCCAGCAGGCAACGGUGACGCAAGGGGAGAGGAGCCCAAGCAAGCCUCAAAGAUUAAAGGCUACGACUAUCGAUCAUGGGACAAGUUUGACGUGGAUAAGGCUCUGGCAGAGAUGGAUAAGGAGGAAAGUCCUGCAGAGUCAAAUGAGUCCGACUCCGAGGAAGCUGCAGUUGAUAAGGAGAAAGCACUGGCUGAGAAAGAUAAGGGAAACACGUUUUUCAAAGCUGGGAAGUACGAUGAAGCCAUUGAGUGUUACACCAGAGGGAUGGGUGCAGAUCCAUACAGCCCUGUGCUUCCCACAAACCGAGCCACCUCCUUCUUCAGACUCAAAAAGUAUGCUGUGGCAGAGUCCGACUGCAACUUGGCUAUCGCUCUGGACAGCAACUACUUCAAAGCGUACGCCCGAAGAGGAGCAGCACAGUUUGCGCUGAAGAAAUAUGAAUCUGCACUAGAAGAUUAUGAGAUGGUUCUGAAGCUUGACCCCGGGAACGUGGAAGCACAGAAUGAAGUGAAACGAAUCAAAGAGACCCUCGGCCAUCAGGCACAGGCCGUCACGAGCGAAGCCGCACAGCCACAGGAGGCUCCCACAGCGGACCCUGAGCAGCAGAGGCGACAGGUGGAGCAGCAGAGGCGACAGGAGGCGGUUAUUCAAAAAGACAGAGGGAAUGCUUAUUUCAAAGAGGGGAAGUAUGAAGCGGCUGUUGAGUGCUACAGCAGUGGCAUGGAGGCAGACAGCAUGAACGUCCUACUGCCCGCCAACAGAGCCAUGGCCUACCUCAAGCUGGAGAAAUAUAAGGAGGCAGAGGAGGACUGCAGCAAAGCCAUUUUUCUGGACAGGACGUACUCCAAGGCCUUCGCCCGUCGUGCCACCGCCAGAGUGGCCCUAGGAAAACUGAAGGAGGCUAAACAAGAUUUUCAGGAGGUGUUGAAACUGGAACCAGGGAACAAGCAGGCCCUGAAUGAGCUCCAGAAACUCCAGAUUGACAUGGGUUCCAGCAGCCUCCUUCAAACAGCAGACAGCACACAGAGGAGAACAGUCCAGCCGUUUGACAAACCAACACAUCUGCGGUCAACGAAACCUCUAAGGAGGAUUGAUAUUGAGGAAGUGAGUGGAAAGGUGACGGUGCUUGAGGUGGAGUCAGGUGGGUCCAAGUCCUUCAUCCAGGAGGUGAUGAGGGAGGCUGAGGAUGAAUCAUCUCCACUGUCGACAUCACCCAGCGCCAAGAUGAUCAAGAUCGAGGAGAUAGCAGAAGUCCCUUCACACUCAUCUGACCAAGUUCCAGCUAGCAGAGAGACCAAACAACCUGCGCAGAGGGAAAUCGCUCAUCCUCCUGAACCGUCAACCACCCCCUCCACGACAGUAACAGACCCGCCUCCUCCACCCACCAACAGCUUCCAGCUGGAGGCCGACCUCCGAAAGAUCGGAAACCAACCUGAAGUGAUUUACAGAUAUCUGAGGCAAAUCAAGCCCGAAGCGUACAGAAACAUUUUCCUCAACUCCCUUGAACCUGACAUUCUCAAUCAGAUCCUGAGGACGCUGCAUGGUUUCUAUAUCAAGAAUGAAGCACCGGCCAUCACACUGGAGAUCCUCAGGAGUCUAGCAAGUGUAAGGCGCUUCGACAUGGCUGUCAUGUUCCUGUCGUCUCCGGAAAAGAAAGUGCUUAAAGAAGUGUUUGACUUCCUUCACCAAGCUGAUCUGGAGGGAUCAUCUGUCGCAGCCUUACAGAAGAAGUACGGUGUGUGAUGCUGGGAUUUCAGACAAAUCUGCAACUUCUGUAGACUUUAAAUUACAACACAGAGCACCUCAUCGUUUUACAUCAAGCCAACUAAACAAUGUAGUUCUAUUCUAAUUCUGAAUAAACUUUCAUUAAAGUGGACUGCUGUGUAGUGGCCCUUCUCCUGUCAAAACGCUGAUGUCAUCAUCUUUCUAUAUUGAUAACACUGUGUUUAUUUAAAGUUGGAAGUUGGAAAUUCACAAACUGUACAUUGUAAUUCUGAGCUUCAUGCAUUUUAGUGUUACAGCUGAUAAAAACAGAGUCUGCAACAGCUAAUGUCAUUAUUGAAGAUACUGAUGAAAAUCAGCAGCUUUACAGUGUAAUGUUUAAUUAUUUACUGCUCAACUGCUUCCAUAAAUUUACAAGUAAAUUUUAUUUUGAGGGUUGUUGAAUUCAAACUUUAUGCAGCUUUAUGGAAACUUUACACCAAUGACCACUUGACCUCUUGGAAGCUGGGAUUCAGGAUGCAGAUAUUUUACGUUGAAAUUCAUUUUAUAAACAUGUUGGUGUGUUGCAAAAUGGAGGCAGAUAAGGACAUAGUAUAGGGGAUUAUACCCCAACCAGAAGGGGUGUUAUAUUAACAGGAAGUGUGAAAUUACUACUGUACUCUCCCUGUUUGAAUGUUCCAUUCUUUAAUCUACCAAAAAUGAUCUGACAUUUUUGGAUAAACCAGCUCCGGUUUGACUGUGGAGAAUGUGUGUGUGAACGUUAAGGGACUAAGUUUGAGUCUCAAGUGUUUUUAGAAAACUGAACUACAAAUAAAGGUGUAUUUUGUUA
Micropterus dolomieu (smallmouth bass) is the source of this 2962-nucleotide messenger RNA. RefSeq names its product RNA polymerase II associated protein 3 (gene rpap3). The transcript is spliced from 17 exons. NCBI's taxonomy places the organism in Eukaryota, Metazoa, Chordata, Actinopteri, Centrarchiformes, Centrarchidae. Gene Ontology annotation, molecular function: protein binding. The record is from RefSeq and is a predicted model, not a curated record. Bases 181 to 2154 code for a protein of 657 amino acids.